AUGCCAGCUCCUCGUUAUCGUGCAGUGAGAAGUGAUUUUGUUCCAUUUACAGACUUGCCAAAUGAGUCAUGCAGGAAGACAGAGUCAUGCCCUGUAACAAUACUUAUGACUGGGAAUAAUCAGUUCUUUGGAGAAACUGUGGCUGGGAAUUUGUUCUCGAAUUCUAUCUCACUGGAUUCCACGAGCAUCAUGGACAACUUCUCCAAUAAUGUCAUGGGAACAGAAUCCAAAAUUGGAGAAUCAAAAUUUUCCGAUCCUGCUUUCAUGUUCGAUCACAUCUAUGACCAGGCCAGCGCGGAGCAGCUUUCUUGCCGUGAGGAGGAGAGCUCUGCCUUGCUGCAGUUCAAGAAGACCUUUAUUAUUGACAAAUCUGCUUCAAGUUAUGACGGUGCUUAUCCAAAGGUUUUGUCAUGGAAACUAGGUGGAGGAGGAAAUAGCACCUGCUGCUCGUGGGAUGGCGUGGAGUGUGAUGAGAAGACGGGGCAUGUUAUUGGCCUUGAUCUUAGCAGCAGUUAUCUCUACGGCUCUAUCCACUCCAAUAGUAGCCUGUUCCGCCUAGUUCAUCUUCGAAGGUUAAACCUCUCUGACAAUAACUUCAAUUACUCUCAAAUUCCUAGUAGCAUCAGAAAUUUUCCAAGCCUCACUCAGCUUGACCUCUCUGCCUCUGUCUUUUCUGGUCAAGUCCCAUCUGAAGUUUCGCAGUUGUCCAAGUUGACAUCCCUUAAUCUUUGUUGCAAUCUUGGAACAUCUUCCAGUGAGGUAUUGUUGAAACUUCAACCAUCUGAUAUGAGAAGUCUAGUUCAAAAUUUAACUAGUCUAGAAAUUCUUCAGCUUAGUUUCGUUAGCAUAUCUUCAACGGUACCUGAAUCCUUGGCAAAUUUAACAUUUUUGACAUUCCUUGCUCUCAGGGAAUGUGAUCUAGUUGGUGAGUUCCCAGUGAGAAUUUUCAAUCUACCAAACUUAAAAAGUCUUAGUGUUAGAUACAACCAAGAUCUCACUGGAUAUUUUCCUGAAUUUAAUCGAAGUAGUCCUCUUGUCGUACUAAAAGUUGCAUUUACUGGUUUUUACGGAAUAAUACCUUCUUCGAUUGAAAAGCUUAAUUUAUUGCAAGAGUUGGAUGUGGCUCAAUGCAAUUUUUCGGAAGGGUUGGUUCCAUCCGCACUUGGUAAUCUUAGACAACUCACUUAUCUAGACGUUGCAGCAAACAAAUUUGUAGGUUCAAUUCCUGAUUCCUUGGCAAACCUUACCAAAUUGACUGUGUGUAGGAUCAAUUCUAAUCCAUUGACUGGUCCAAUCCCAUCUUGGCUGGGUAACUUUACCAAACUAAUUUACCUAGACCUUUCUUUUAAUAGUUUGAAUGGUUCAAUUCCUACCUCAUUCUCCAAUCUCAUGAAUCUUGAGCUCCUUUAUCUACAUGGAAAUCACCUGAGCGGUGUAGUAAAGUUAGAAAUGUUUCAAAAGCUACAAAAUCUCUAUGAACUCCAACUGAAUUGGAACAAUUUGGAAUUCGUCACCGAAUCCAAAAGUACGAAUACAACUGUUCAACAGUUCACCAUUCUAAGUUUGAGUGCAUGCAACAUAAGAGAGUUCCCAUCUUUCCUGAGAUAUCAAACAAAUUUGGAGCGGUUAGACCUGUCUAGAAACAAACUCCAUGGCCAAGUACCAAAAUGGAUGUGGAACAUAAGCACAGAGACUUUGGUAUACAUGGACAUUUCUGAAAACUUCCUUUCUGACCAACUUCCAAUUUUUCUUCCCUGGGUUAACUUGCUAUGCUUAAGGCUCUCGUCCAACAUGUUUCAUGGACCAGUACCGAUCCCUCCACCAUCCAUGUUAGAAUACAGAGUUCCUGAGAACAACUUUAGUGGAGAAAUCUCGCCGUUGCUUUGCCAUAUGAGUUCUCUUCGGUACCUCGACUUGUCGAAAAAUAACUUGAGUGGCACGCUUCCUCAGUGUCUUGGAAACUUCAGUGAUGGUCUAAUCCUUUUGCUUCUUGGAAGAAACUCCUUUCAUGGUAUUGUUCCACAAUCAUACAGCAACAGAAGCAGUUUGAGGAUGAUUGAUGUUAGCCAUAACCAAUUGCAGGGGAGAUUGCCAAGAUCAUUGGCCAAUUGUCUGAUGCUCGAGUAUCUUGUUCUGUCAAACAACCAGUUCAGUGAUGCUUUUCCCAUUUGGUUGGGGACUCUCCCUGAGUUAAAACUUCUGGCGAUGCGCCAGAAUGCAUUCAAUGGCGUCAUAGGAAAUUCUAGAAAGAAUCUUGAUUUCCCCAAGUUGCGCAUUGUUGACCUGUCUUACAAUAAUUUCACAGGCGAAAUUCCAUCUGUGUUUCCAGACAGUACCGUAAACAACUCAGGCUACAUGCAGACAGACGUAACUUAUAACGCCAACGAUUUCUUGGUAAUAUUCAGUGUAGAUUACUCAAUCACAAUAGCCACUAAAGGUUUGGAUCUAUACUAUUCAAAGAUCCAAGAAGACUUUGCAUCCUUUGAUAUCUCAAGCAACAAUUUUGAAGGUCAGAUUCCAGAGUUCAUUGGGAACCUUACGGAGCUUCACUCCCUCAACAUUUCCAACAACAUUCUCACUGGUUCCAUCCCAUCAUCGCUGGGCAAGUUAACGAAGCUCAAAUCGCUGGACCUUUCACGAAACAAGCUCUCUGGACAGAUCCCCCAACAACUGACGCAGCUUAAUUUUCUUGGAAGCUUAGAUGUGUCUCACAACAACCUCACAGGUCGUAUACCACAAGGAACCCAACUUACUUCAUUCAAUAGUACUUCAUAUGAGGGAAACUCCGGGUUGUGUGGAGAUCCAUUGCCAAGGAAAUGCGGAGAUCCUGAGGCCCCUCAACAGCCAUCCUCAACGGUAGAAGAAAAUGAUUCAGGCUCAGCUGGAACAUUGGAACUUGAUUGGAGAUUUGGUUUGGCUGGAUAUGGAAGUGGGAUGGUGGUGGGAGUGGUUCUUGCGGAUUUCGUGAUCUCCAGAAGGCAUGACUUGUAUGUUAAGAUUGUUGCAAAGAUCAGACUAAAGAUAUGGAAAAGGUAG
This is a messenger RNA of Prunus armeniaca (apricot), 3036 nucleotides long. NCBI's taxonomy places the organism in Eukaryota, Viridiplantae, Streptophyta, Magnoliopsida, Rosales, Rosaceae. The record is from the annotation of a GenBank genome assembly.